ACACCACAGAUUCAGACAAAGCUUUUACGCUGUGUAAAAAUGGAUAGGUGCAACGAUGUUAGUGAUGAGGUUGCUGUUGUUAUGGUCCCUCUUCCUGCGCAAGGCCAUCUCAACCAGCUUCUUCAGUUCUGCUGCAUAUUCUCCUCCCAUGGACUCCCUGUUCACUACGUCGGAUCUGCCAUCCACAACCAACAAGCCAGACUUCGUGCAAAUGGCGGCUUAGACCCCAACAAAAUAGCCAAAAUCCAUUUCCACGAUCUCCCAACUCCAGAUUUCGCUUCCCCAUCCCCCAACCCCAACGCCUCCUUCAAGUUCCCCACUCAUUUGCAGCCAACCUGGGAUGCCUCGCAGCUUCUCCGCCACCCCACAGCGCGUCUUCUCCGGGAAUUAGCGUCUAAAGCUAGAAGAAUCGUGGUUAUUCAUGACUAUCUGAUGUCGUACGUUGUUCAGGAUGUGGCGUCAAUCCCCAACGCCGAGUCCUAUAACUUCAAUUGCGUUUCGGUUUUGUCUAUGGUUUCUUACAUGUAUCGAGGAUUAGGAAAGAAGUUUGUCGCAGAUGGGGAGUUGAGAGAGCUAAUGCCACCUCCUGAGGGGUGCACAACUGAUGAAAUUGUGAAGCUUGGGAUUGCUCAGAUGGAGCAUUUGAGUGUGAGAAGUGGAGAUAUUCAUAACUCCAAUAGGUUGAUUGAAGGUCCAUUUAUUGAUUUAUUGGAGCAAAAUGAAACAGCCCAGAAGUGGAAGAAGCAAUGGUUUAUAGCUCCCAUACUCCCUGCAAACCCAAACUUAAACUCAAAAAACCCCAAAAAUCCUAAUCCAUGCUUAGAUUGGCUUGAUGAGCAGCCUCAAAGCUCAGUUCUAUACAUUUCAUUUGGCACCACCACUUCAAUGUCUGAAAGGGAGGUGAGGGAGCUGGCGUUGGGAUUGGAACAUAGCAAACAGAAGUUUCUAUGGGUGUUGAGAGAUUCAGAUAAAGGCGAUAUCUUUUCGGGUAAACCUCGAGAGAUUGAGCUGCCAGAAGGGUUCGAAGAGAGGGUGAAAGGAGUGGGAAUGGUGGUUCGGGACUGGGCGCCACAACCCGAGAUCCUGGCCCAUCGGUCCACUGGAGGGUUUAUGAGUCAUUGCGGGUGGAAUUCAUGCAUGGAAAGCAUAACUUUUGGGGUUCCAAUAACUGCUUGGCCUAUGCAUUCUGACCAGCCCUUUAACAGUUUUUUGGUUGCACAGGUUCUCAAAACAGGCUUGAUGGUGAGAGAAUGGGCGGACCGCGGAGAGGUGGUGAAUUCAUCAGCCAUUGAGAAUGUGGUGAGGAGACUUAUGGCAUCAGAAGAAGGAGAUGAGAUCAGAAAGAGAGCUCAGAAACUUGGGGAAAAUGUAAGAAAAUCAGCACAAGAAGAAGGGGUUUCUCAGAUGGAACUCAACUCUUUCAUUGCUCAUAUCACUAGAUAGAUAGACUGUUUAUUUUUCCUGUUUUAAAAUAUAUUGCUUUGCUUUAUGUUACAAGAAUAAUUUUUCUUCAAGGUCCUCUGCUAGAUCAUAUGGAAAAAUAUUGUUUUAGAUUUCUUCAA
This is a messenger RNA of Ipomoea nil (Japanese morning glory), 1562 nucleotides long. Its product is annotated as zeatin O-glucosyltransferase-like. Gene Ontology annotation, molecular function: UDP-glycosyltransferase activity. The record is from RefSeq and is a predicted model, not a curated record. The transcript has 2 exons. NCBI's taxonomy places the organism in Eukaryota, Viridiplantae, Streptophyta, Magnoliopsida, Solanales, Convolvulaceae. Bases 40 to 1443 code for a protein of 467 amino acids.